This is a messenger RNA of Oryza brachyantha (malo sina), 384 nucleotides long. RefSeq lists its product as uncharacterized. Lineage: Eukaryota; Viridiplantae; Streptophyta; Magnoliopsida; Poales; Poaceae. The transcript has a single exon. Bases 73 to 384 code for a protein of 103 amino acids. The record is from RefSeq and is a predicted model, not a curated record.
UCAAAGAAACCAACUGAGCGCUGAACCGCUGACCGUUGUGGUGGUGGUGAGAUAGGUCGAUCGAGCUGUGAGAUGGCUGCCGGCGGUGUGGGCAAGGUGGGGGAGUGGAUACGCAGCCGGAUGGUGCCGAGGAAGAAGAGGGCCAAGGCGAGCGGCCGGAGCGAAGGCGGGGAGGCCGAGGCCGAGGCCCCGCCGCCGCCGCCGCCGCAGCGGAAGCUCCGGGCGCGGGCGUUCCCGGCGGCGCUGCGGUGGCGGCCGAGGGCGCGCGUGCUGGCGAAGCUGUACGAGAAGGUGGUGUACCACCUGCUCUGGCUGGUGGAGUCCAUCGUCGUCGUGGCGAGGCUCUGCUUCUUCGUCAUGCGCUUCGGCAUCAAGCAGCUCUGA